Molecule: messenger RNA, 3138 nt
Organism: Cherax quadricarinatus
Lineage: Eukaryota; Metazoa; Arthropoda; Malacostraca; Decapoda; Parastacidae
Source: RefSeq, a predicted model, not a curated record
GUGGCACCAGCACUAGCGGUGGAGGCGGAAUGGGCAGCUGCGGAUUCGAUCAAGUUUCAGGAGGAGCCUACGGGGGCGGCACGCCGCUUUCCAUGCUACAGCUGCCCCCCUCCGCCCAUGCCGAGCUCAACGCCCACUUGGGGUCUCCAGGGUCGUCUGGGGCGAGCUUCACGCUGGACGGCGGGCAGGCGAGCGAGGCUGGCGAGACUGCGGAGCACGCUGAAGGGGAGGUUGGGUGGGUGUGUAAGUCUUGCCGCCUCGUCUUUCCCUCGCCCGCCCUCCUGGCCGCCCACCAGCGGGCUCUCGACCACACCCGCGGCGUCCUCAGGCUCACGCAGCUGCUGUAUGCGUGCACGGCGUGUCGCCACCACGCCGCCACCCUGGCGGACUACCGUCGCCACCUGGAGAGCGAGCAGCACCGGGUGUCGUUAGCUACGGUGAGCUCUGCGGGCGGCACCAUGGUGGAAGACGCGGAGGUGGCGGCAGUGGUGAGACAGAUUACAGCUCUGGCGCAGGCGGCGCACCCUGGUACCGACACCAACGGCAACAUAAACAAGGACAACGCUGCCUCAACUCCUGGGCUGCAGCCGGCCCCCAGCCAGUAGAGUAAACCACUUGUGGCCCACUGGGCCAUCUGGCUGCUACCCUCAGUGAUCAGCGCGGCUCCCGGGUCUUCUGGACCAGGCCUACCCUGGCCCGGGUCGCCUCGCCCCUCCUCGCAGGCCGGGCCUCGUGCCCCGCCCACUUAACGCCUCGCAGUAAACGCCCCGCGGCGGCGCCCCACAAACACUGUCGUGUGUCGCUGUGGCCUCGCCGCUCCUGUGUCCGUGUAGACGUCGUGUUGUAGCUAGCGGUCACCAGGCGCCGCAUACCACCCCGCCCGCGCCGGGUCGCCCGCACCACCACGCCCCCACACCCUCGCUGUAGCCUGCAGGGCCUCACAAUGUCCGCACUGCAUGAGGCGCGGGCGUAUCCCAUGUGCUGGAUACGGGCGGCUCGAGCGCGGGCUUGGGCAUUCAUUCAUACAAUCAGUUGAUCCUGUGGGUAAUGGUUCCUACGUAGGUUUAUCGUGGCCAGUACUAUGUUCCUGUAGAGAUAGUGUGACCCCGUGCUACCCGGGUCAAGGGCCGCUUCUUUACGUUCUCCGGUGACGCUGACGUGCGUCCACUAGUUCCUCACCUCCCUAAGGAGACAAAAGCAGCGGAGGACUCGCAUAUGUCAAGGUGAUAAUCCUGAAAACUUAGGAUAAGGAAACCUCGCAAGAUUCUUCAAAUGUAACCCUUAACAUCUACGCACUAGAUUCUCCCCCAUGGGAAACAUAUAUACGCAAGUGCAUUCUGAUGCAAAAUAAUAAGAAAACCCCACUUUUCUCCACGUUCCCCACACAAACAUGAAAGCCGUCAACUUGUGCUCGGAGGUUUAAAAGGAAUACACCAUAGGAAAUCCACACAAAUAUUAGUGAUACCCAGUCAUGGUGUCAGCGAAUAGGAACUUUGUAUUUAGUUUUAUUUCAGACAGGUUCGUAUCUGUGCACACAAUUACGAACAUGUAACCGUCUUGAAGUGAUGCUGAAGGCGCAGACUCCGCUGACGACCUCAACGCAUGUAUUGUACGGCUACUGGUUGGAGGGAGAGAAGAGCAGUGGGCAGAUAUCAGUAGGAGGAGCAUUAAUUUGUGAAAUAAGUCCAGGCUCUUGGCAUUUCUGGUAGGCACCCUGGCACUGCUGUUUGGCCUGUAUAAGUUCUCGAUGAUCAAGCUUAAAGGUAUUAAUUUCAGCAAUUGUUAACUAUUUAAAAAACAAAAUGGCGUGUUUAUUGUUCACCUAGAAGUAUGUAUAUCACAGAUGCCGGCACAAGUUAGCAUUUUGGCAAAUACUUUCAUUAAAUAGUAAAUCAUUAAUAAUUUCUUAUGAUCUGACUUGGUUUUCAAGUAAGAUACGCUUACAAAUUAUCAUAAGCAUUAUUAAUAUACAUAAACUUGUGCAACAAUCGUAAAUUCAGAGGUUAUAUUGAGCUUGCAAAAUACAUAUCAGGCGCCUGGAUGACAGAAGCAGUUAGGUUUUAAAUAAGAUAAUCUUUGAAAAGUUUCUUAUUAAAAUUCUGUUUUAAUACACAAAGCUUAUAACAAUUUAAAGGCAAACAUAUUUAACGUAGUAAAAUUUAUUACAACAAACUCGAACAGUUCCAUACAGCAUAGAUCCAGAGUAUCGUGGAGCGGGAGGCUAAGCAGUGGUGGUAGGGUGCUUGGCCGAUCAACUAUGGUACUAUGAGUGUGCUAUUGUUGUGAUGGUUUGCGGAAGACCGGGUUAAAUGGGCACUGACACCGAUCACCUGCCAGCGGUAACCGCCUGCAAACUACCGAACUACCUCUCAAUUGUUAAGAAUCCUUAGACCGGUUCCAUAGUUCCUAUCAGUGGUUGUGAUGUGAUCGGCAAUUGUUAGUCUUUAACUGGGGGUUUGAUAAGGGUACUUUUUUUGCUAUUCAAAAUAGAUAGAGAUGAGAGUAAACGCUAGAAGGCUCAAAUCGCUGAUCCGUCACUUAGAGGGAGCGUCAAGAGCAAUACAAAGUGUAGUUGGAGGUGUGGUGGCGGGUCAUCCUCGGUGGACGGGGUGAAAGGGCCACUCACACCGCCAUCUCCACACAUUCUGUGACCAAUUUCUCCAUAUUUAUAAUUCAGUUUUCACAAGCACUGCAGAGUUGUGACGCUGACCGUCAAUAGGAGUUUGUCUCCUCAGAUUUUCCUAGUCCGUAACAGUAGAAACGUGGCCAAAGGUUCUUUAUCGAGGCUCUAGUUCAGGGAAGGAAUUGGAAGUAGAUAACAGGCACAGUGAGCACAUAAAGUGGCUCUUACAUUGACCACUCCAGCUGGACUAGAGCAUGCCGCUUAAGGGUCUUGAAACCACACUAUUUUACCAGUACAUUUUGUUUCCAAAGCAUUACAGACUGCCUGGGGGCGCCGGCCUGGCCACCUAAAACACUCCUCCUGGCCUCAUUGUCAAUUCUGAAAACGUUCAUUUGUAUCAGAUAACGUUAGAAUUAAUCAUGUAUUACAGAAACUUCUUGGGGUUAUUAGUUGCCUGAACUUAAAAUAAUACAAAUAUAAAAUUCCUUCCAAACCAUCCAUAGGCAAAAUAGAUA